CUUCACUGGCGCUGUGCGCCGCUGACGUCUCUCAUUUGCCCCUCUCCGGAAGCUACUUGCCUCCGCUCAGUGGUGCCGGCGGCUACUCGACGUACUCUUCGUAUCCCUCGUAUACGGGCAACUCCUACUCCGCUGGUGCCUACUACCCGGGCUCCCGCAUCGGCUCUGGCUACAACUCCGGCCUAGGCUCCGGCUACGCUGCUCCGCUGGUCACCUCUGGCUACAACAGCUAUGCAGCUGUGCCCCAGUACAACACCUAUGCCACGCCCUCACGCACCUACCUGCCAGCUCAGGUAAGCUACAGUGGUCUGGACACUAAAUAUGCGGCCAACGGUGGCUACAUCUAUUAAAAGCCGAACUUAGUCUGUGCUUGGAUCAGUAUCGCGCCUAUCUUAUCAUAUAUAU
Messenger RNA from Drosophila navojoa, 405 nucleotides. RefSeq lists its product as uncharacterized. The record is from RefSeq and is a predicted model, not a curated record. Lineage: Eukaryota; Metazoa; Arthropoda; Insecta; Diptera; Drosophilidae.